Carassius gibelio (silver crucian carp) is the source of this 3336-nucleotide messenger RNA. It is a transcript of the gene actr2b, whose product is annotated as actin related protein 2b. The coding region runs from base 122 to 1306 and encodes 394 amino acids. Gene Ontology annotation, biological process: Arp2/3 complex-mediated actin nucleation. Gene Ontology annotation, molecular function: actin filament binding. Gene Ontology annotation, cellular component: actin cortical patch; Arp2/3 protein complex. The transcript is spliced from 9 exons. NCBI's taxonomy places the organism in Eukaryota, Metazoa, Chordata, Actinopteri, Cypriniformes, Cyprinidae. The record is from RefSeq and is a predicted model, not a curated record.
GGCUUGUGAAAAAACAGCGUCUCUGUCUGAAACAGGAAGUAAUAUCUGCUGCUGCUGAGUGCUUUUGUAGCACUUUGUUCAGAAAGUUGGGCUGCCUUUGACGGCUCCGGGGCUUUGAAAGAUGGACAGCCAAGGAAGAAAGGUGGUGGUUUGCGAUAACGGAACAGGGUUUGUCAAGUGUGGCUAUGCCGGAUCCAACUUCCCAGAGCACAUCUUCCCAGCGCUGGUGGGCCGGCCCAUCAUCCGCUCCACAGCCAAAGUGGGCAACAUCGAGAUUAAGGAUCUGAUGGUGGGAGACGAAGCCAGUGAGCUGCGCUCAAUGCUGGAGGUCAAUUAUCCCAUGGAGAACGGCAUCGUCAGGAACUGGGAUGACAUGAAGCACUUGUGGGAUUACACCUUCGGUCCGGAGAAGCUCAAUAUCAACUCACGCGACUGCAAGAUCCUCCUGACCGAGCCUCCCAUGAACCCCACCAAGAACCGUGAGAAGAUCAUAGAGGUCAUGUUUGAGACAUACCAGUUUGCAGGUGUUUACAUCGCCAUCCAGGCAGUUCUGACGCUUUAUGCUCAAGGCCUGUUGACAGGAGUGGUGGUGGAUUCAGGCGAUGGAGUCACCCACAUUUGUCCUGUGUAUGAGGGCUUCUCUCUGCCCCACCUCACGAGGAGACUGGACAUUGCAGGACGGGACAUUACACGCUAUCUCAUUAAGUUGCUCUUGCUGCGAGGUUACGCCUUCAACCAUUCGGCGGACUUCGAGACGGUACGCAUGAUGAAGGAGAAGCUGUGCUACGUGGGAUACAACAUCGAGCAGGAGCAGAAGCUUGCUCUGGAGACCACCGUACUGGUGGAGUCCUACACGCUCCCUGAUGGCCGGGUUAUUAAGGUCGGAGGGGAGCGGUUCGAGGCCCCAGAAGCGCUGUUCCAGCCGCACCUCAUUAACGUGGAAGGGGUCGGAGUGGCCGAACUUCUCUUCAACACCAUUCAAGCAGCAGACAUUGACACCAGAUCUGAGUUCUAUAAGCACAUUGUUCUGUCAGGAGGAUCCACCAUGUACCCCGGUCUGCCCUCUCGACUAGAGAGGGAACUUAAACAGCUCUAUCUAGAGCGGGUGCUGAAGGGUGACGUUGACAAGCUCUCGAAAUUCAAGAUCCGGAUCGAGGACCCUCCCCGCCGCAAGCACAUGGUGUUCCUGGGUGGGGCGGUGCUGGCUGACAUCAUGAAAGACAAGGACAACUUCUGGCUGACGCGGGAGGAGUAUCAGGAGAAGGGCGUGCGCGUUCUGGAGAAGCUCGGCGUCACUGUCAGAUAAACACGGAAAAAACAUCCCACGACCCCGGCGUCUCUUCUACAUCACCUGUCUCUUCUGUUCUGCCAGUGAGUCGUGUCAUCGGUGUGGAUUAUGGAGGGUCCUCUGCCACUGCACUGGCACGUGUGACUCUACACCAUUAGUAAUAUGCAUUGCUAAGAACUUAAUUUGGACAACCUUAAAGGUGAUCUUCUCAAAUUUAUGAUUUUUUUUUGCACCCAAUAAUAGAUGUAUCUCGGUCAAAUAUUGUCCUAAUAAACCAUACAUCAAUGGAAAGUGUUUUUAUUCAGCUUUCAGAUGAUGUAUACAUCUCAAGUUCAUCAUAUUGACUCUUAUGACUGGUUUUGUGAUCCAGGGUCACAUGUGUUUGUGUGCAAAGCAUUAGUGGAGAUCGGGUCAUUCCUGCCUUGCAGUACAUUUUCUUUUCCGCUUCAUAUAAUGUAGAAUAUUAAUAUAAUUGAUAUCAUUUAAUAUAUAAUUAUAUAUAUAUAUAUAUAUAUAUAUAUAUAUAUAUAUAUAUAUUACCAUUCAAAACAUUUGGGUCGCUAAGGUUUUAUAAAUAGUCUUUUCUGCUCACCAAGGCUGCAGUUAUUUAAAAAAAUACAAAUUGUGAAACAUUAAUACAAUUUAAAAUAACUGUUUUCUGUUUUAAUAAAUUUUAGAAUGUGUUUUAUUCCUGUGAUGCAAGGCUGUAUUUUAAGCAUCAUUAUUGCAGACUUCAGUUUCACAUGAUCAUUCAGAAAUCAGUCUAAUUUGCUCGUCAUCAAUGUUGAAAACCAUUUUGCUGUUUUUUUUAUUUUUUUAACAUUGAUACAGGAUUUUUUUUUCAGGAUUCUUUAAUGGUUUCAAAAGUUUAGUUUAGUUUUCGUAAUGAUGUAAAAGUCACUUUUAAUCAUUCUAAUGUAUCCUAUAUACCGGUAUUUGGAUUCAUUUCUUUCAAAAAUCAAAAGAAAUAAAUCCUACUGACCAACCUUACAAACUUUUGAACGGUAUUGUAUACUAUAAAUGACGAAUCAAAUAUAUAUCUUAAAUAAAAAAUUUGAAACUCCGUUUUUAAAGAUAAAAUUCAUAUUAAUUUGAGUUUUUGCAGCAUCAUGAUUAAGUGUACAUGGAUGUUUCACUGUAUAAAGGCCCGUUCCCACCAAGAACGCUUAACUAUGAAGAUAUCGUCUGUUUAUUUUACUUUAAAUAUCAGCAGUUCAUUGAAUGAAGCCUGUGAUGUUUUGUCAUUCCUGGUUUAAGCCGAAAUUAUGAUAUGAUCAAAAUCACAAACAAUUUCUAUGAAGUCUCAGUCCCUUUCUGAGCUCUUUCUUUCCGACCUGGUAGGCAGGCUUCCUGUCAUUUGUCUGAAUAAUACAUUUUUAAUGAAUGACAUUUAAGUGUCUGAAAGGACUUUUACAGACAGUACUGCAUGACAGAAAUGACCCAAUCAGCGAAGAGCAAUAUUAACAUCAAAGCUUCCUCAUGCUGAUUAUUAUGAGCUGUAAUGAAUCCUCAGCGCGCCCCGUUCAUCACGGGAUGUGUUCCUGUGACAGAGACACAAACGUGUUAUCAUCGGGGUGUAAUGUAAGAGCAGUUCUCUGCCAGUGUUACAACAACUGAACCUGACCAGCCAAACCUUCUGCUCUUGCUGUCUCCCAGUGUGUCGUGUGUACUUCCAGAGUAACAAGAGUUACUCACAAGUGUUCAUUAUUAUUAUUAUUUAGCAUUUUAAGAGUUUGGACUAAGAGUCUGUGGGAUUUUUACUAAUGUAUUUAUCAAGCAGGCCAGUCUCUGAAAAUUAUUUUAGCAUUCUUCAAAAUACUGGUUUCAACAUCUACAACUGAAGUUUGAUGUGGCUCAUAUAUAUAUAUAUAUAUAUAUAUAUAUAUAUAUAUAUAUAUAUAUAUAUUAAGAAGAUGGGAUUUGUUUUGAAUUCUGUUAGUCCCUUUUUAUUCUAAGUAUUGCUGUUGUUGUUUAAUUUUUACUUUUUUAUUCAUUUUCUCCUGCAGUGCUGUGUCUGGCAUGGAAUAAAGCAAUCUUCUGCAAUAUGA